Messenger RNA from Drosophila busckii, 4618 nucleotides. Its product is annotated as PHD finger protein rhinoceros. The coding region runs from base 30 to 4106 and encodes 1358 amino acids. The transcript has 6 exons. The record is from RefSeq and is a predicted model, not a curated record. NCBI's taxonomy places the organism in Eukaryota, Metazoa, Arthropoda, Insecta, Diptera, Drosophilidae.
AGUGCAGUAGGAAUACAAAAGUUUACAAAAUGAGCAAGAAAAUGUGGCACAAAAUCUUUAAAUCGAAAUCACAAAAGCAGCAAAAGCAACAGCAACAGUUGAGCAAAAUCAAUAAGCGUCACAGUCGCGGCAUUUACGAGGAGUAUCAGCAAUUAAAUGAACUGCUCAAUGGUGAAAAGUUGCAAACAAUUUGUAGUGAAAAUCAAAUGCAAAAUGAAAUGCCGAAUGAAAAUGAAAACGAAAACAAAUACGGCAAUGUGUUUGAGCAGCAGCCGCCGCAAAGUUCUUUCAACUCCACGGCGCUUACUGAGGCGCAACAAUUGCAGCAGCAGCAGCAACAUGCCCCACAGCUAUCCACAUUUACACGCGUUCGCAACACAUUCUCACUGCGUCGCAGCAGCAACAAUAGCAACAACAACAACAAGAAUGUUAAGCCAACUAACAUGGAGUCCGACACAGGCGAUGAUGAGCAGCUGCCGGGACCGCCACCGGGACCCCUGACCACAGGCCACAGUGUGCCCGUGGACGAGCAUGUGUCCAGCACAGGCACCGACCUAACACCUUGCCCCAACUGCAGUCGCACCUUCAAUCUGAGUGCGCUGCGCAAACACGUGGUCGUCUGUGAGAAAAUGACCAAGAAGCGUAAAGUGUUUGACUCGUCGCGUCAGCGUCGCGAUGGCACCGCGCUCUCAACCUAUGUGCUGCCCAAGAACUUUGGGCUGCCCAAUGCAGAGAAAGCCUCAGGCGUGCAUACGCCGCCAGCAGCAAGUCGCGAGGCGAGCACAGUGUCCACAUCAGGCAUGAGCCAGUCCAUGCAGGAGGUCAAAGAGUCACCUCAGAUGCUGCGACGCACUACAGCGCGCACUUCCAUGCGCAAGCCGGCUGCUCCAGCUGCAACUGAAGCUAGCCCAGCAGCAACUGCAGCCACAGUUACUGCAACUGCCGCACCAGCUGCAGCUGGUGCUCCACCCUUGGCGCGUGAUCGCAUGCGCUCCUCGGAUCGUUCAUUGGCACGUCGCAUACAAGGCGUUGCCUCGGAGCGUUGUCCGCACUGUGAGCGCAGCUUUAAUCCCAAGGCCUUUGAUCGCCAUGUGGAGUGGUGCAAGGAGAAGGCCAUACAAGCUACGAUCAAGUCCAGCAGCACCACUGAGACCAGCAAGGCCAAGGAGCGCAUGGAAGCACGCAAGCAAUAUAGGCCACCGAAUCUAAAAACGAAACGCUCCAUAAACCGCGACAAAUACUCCAACGAGGAACAAUACGAACAAGAAAUGGUUUCACCCAAACAAUACACAAUGAGCACCUCCUCCAUGGCAUCGUCUGUGCACAGUGAUAACGGUUUUAGCUCCCUCGCUGGCGACAAAUACGAUCCGUUUCUGUCAGCCAAGCGUCAGCUGGAGGAGCUGUGCACGCCCAACACUCCACCCGACAAUGAACUUCCCACACCGACAGCCACAACGAUCAUGUCCAGUUCGCUAACUGGCAGUUUGACCAAACCAAUGACCAUGACUACGCCUAAUGCGACAAGUACUCCCAAGGCUACAGCGCCGUCAAACUUUAGACGCACUGCCUCCUUGAGAGGUCCACGUCGCACACCUUUGCUGCCCAGUCGCCCUUUGUUUGCCACCAACUAUCGUCCGACUAUACAGCGUGGACUCUCGGACGAAGGUCCCAUCUCCAGCAAUUUUCUGAAACCCGAGGAGUAUGAUGAGAUGCCAGUGCGUGCUGCUUGUGGCAACGACUUCCACAGUCCGCGUGUAGUGCGUCGGGAUACAAGCGCCUCGAAUCGCAAGCAGCAGCUGAAGCUGCCACUGAGUGCAGCAAAUGAGUCGCAGCCACAGCGCAAUGUGGCCAAGACAGACUCGCUGGCGGUGUUUCUCAAAUAUGAGCAUGAGCUGGAGCAGCUGAAUGCUAAGGCGGCGGAAGUGGCUGCCAAAAACAAGGAGCUUAGCAGCAAGGAACUCAAGGAUAAGAGCAACAAUCUAAGCAAACAGAACUCGGCAAAGAAUCUAAACACUCAGCUGCCGCCGCUGAUCAAGCCCAGCGCCACGCCUAGUAAGGAGAACAAUGAGAAUUUGGCGCCGCUUCGUUUGGAGCCGCUACUCCACAAGCCCAGCACGCCCAAUGUGAAUCAGCAGCCCAUCAAGCUGGAGCACAUUUUUGGUGGCCAGCGUCUGGCCGAGUUUAUAGAUCCCAAGUUAAUCAAUGCCUGCGAUAAUCUCAAUGUUUGCGCCACCAGCUCAGAGGCCAGCUCGACGCCGCAGACGCUGCUACAAAGUCGCAGCAGCUCCCAGUCUACCAUUACCCAGGAGCGUCGACAUUCUGGCGAGGCGCGAAAUCUACUCAAGCGCAAGAUGCGCCUGGGACGCAAUCAGUUUCUCUACGAUGCCUCGCCAGAGGAGGCAGGCAGCUGUGCCGAUGAUGAGGGCAAUCGCAGCUCACUGGAGUUUGAUGAACAAUGCUGGCAACAGCAACAGAAGCAGCAACAGCAGCUUACACACACCUUACCCACGCCCAGUUUUGAUGACUUUGAUUUUGAGGAAUUUCUCUCGUCAUUUGCCCAAGAGCAUGACCAGGAGCAAUUUCCACUGUUUCGCGAUUGUCGCGAGUUUUUGUUGAAUCGCACGACGAGCCGACAGCGCUCGUGCCAGAAAGCGAGUUCAACUUUGACACCGACCUUGACCACGACGACGCCAACAGCUACACCAAGACAGCCACAAUUUAUAACGCCGCCCAGUGCUAAUAGCUUAUUGCCUUCCGCCCACAGGAGUACAGGCUCAAAUGAUUCUGGCAGUGUCAGUUCCGAGAAGUCGGCGUCAAACAGUCGCUAUGCUACGGCCAGCAGCAGCAGCGGCGGUGGCGGAGGCGGCAGCGCUGAUGAGAAGUCUCUAAAGCAGGACGAAUCGCAAAAACGUGAAAUAUUCAUUAGCAUUGAAACGGAGCCAAAUGCACAGGGCAGCUCACCCAUAUCGCCAGAUUCACUGCGUCAUAUGGUGGGCAAUGCUCAGACGCCCAUUGAUGUGCUGCAUAUUGAGAAUGGCAAUGAGCCGGAGCACGCCAAGUUUAGCAAGAUAAGCGAUAAUGAGGAGCAGCAGGAGGCAGAGUUCGCUGCUGAGGCUAGCCGCAUUCCCAAGAGGCGGCCAGCCACAGCAGCGGGCUCAUCUGCCACGCUGCCAGCGCUAAGUCUAGCCCCCAAUGUGGAGGCAAAUAAUGCUAAAAAUGCAUUUGAGCGCAUGCGCAACGAUUUUCAGCAGCUGGGCGAGCAAAUUGGCGCCUCCGUGCGUCGUGAUCUCUUGCAGCGUCAAGAGCAAGUGCUGCAACAGCAACAACAACAACAAAUUCAGGCACAGCAACAGGAACUGAAAGCCAACUCACCAUUAACGCCAUCUCCAUCAGGAGACUCGGAUGAACAGAGUAGUCUGGAUGGCUAUCCCAUGUCCUCCUCGCACUCUUCACAUCAUGGCGUUAGUUUCAAGAACAGCACGGACUCGGCUUAUGGCAGCAACUCUCCGGCUAGUCUGUCUCGCCAGCGUUCCAGCGAAAUCCAGUUACAGUCCAAUAACAAUAACAACAAGCUGUUGCGUCCGCACACAGCCAGCGGUGCAUUGUCCACAUCUAGCAAACAGUCCCUGGGUGUCGAUGCCAUCACGCAGGCGCAGUGUGAUUAUGGCAAACCAUUGAAAGCACGCCAACGCAUGUUUGCCGGCGGUGGCGUCGCUGGCGAUGGUAUUGCUGAGUAUUCCAGCAGUGGCUCAGAGCAAUCACUUCCAGCGGCCGUUACACAGCAGCAAACCUCUAACUACAACUAUCAACAACAGCAGCAACUUCAACAUCAACAUGAGCAGCAGCAGCUGCAGCAGUACCAGCAGCCUUACAAUAAUAAUAAUGGCUACGAGCUGAACGCCAAUAAUUUGAGCAAUAGCAUGUUGGGAGGAACCGUAACGCCAACCAUGUCACAGCAUUCACUAAUGAGCAACACCUCCAAUGGCUCGUCCAGCAUGACAACGAGUAUGAAAAUGUCCAAAUUCUGUCACGAAUGUGGCUGCAAGUUCGUUCUCGAGCAAGCCAAAUUCUGCACGGAAUGUGGCGUGAAGCGCGCUAUGCUGUAGAAACUCCAAGAACUAAUACCAUGUAGUUUUUUUUUAGUAAAUCCUAACUUGUGGACGAGCAGUGGCAAGCACUUAUACCAAAUGUAGUUUAUGAGAGCGUUCGACAUACAUAAUAUAUACAUAUACAUUAUGCUAACUGAAUAUAUUUUCAAAAUAAAAUAUAAACUUACAUAUAUAUAACAUAUUUGCAACAAGAAUCGAACAAACGCAUUGUUAAUAUGUUAAUCUGAAUGAACUUAACACAAGAGCGGCAUUUUUUCCAAUAUUUCCAAUUGUAAACCCUUUUAACCAAGUUGUUUAAUUAACAAAGACUGAACGAAUUUAAACGAAUAGAAAAGGCAAACAAAAAAGAACAAGAAUGCAAAAUUAUUUUUUACUGAAAUUUUAUUUGUAUUUUGUAAACUGUUUACUAAUAUAUAGUCACUGCUUAUAUUUAAUCAUAAUUAUAUAUGAGCACAAAUAUUUAACAUAAAUAAACUUAAAAAGUUGGAAAUAAUACCAAACAUUGGCUU